This is a messenger RNA of Melampsora larici-populina 98AG31, 504 nucleotides long. RefSeq lists its product as uncharacterized. The transcript has a single exon. The record is from RefSeq and is a predicted model, not a curated record. Lineage: Eukaryota; Fungi; Basidiomycota; Pucciniomycetes; Pucciniales; Melampsoraceae. Bases 1 to 504 code for a protein of 167 amino acids.
AUGUCUCCUCCCGACUCUACCCUUGCACCUCCUGCAUCUGCUACUAGUACUCGUCAUCUUCGUCCAAGAAGUCCUACUGGUCCUAGUGCUAGGCCAGGCUUCGUGAUCCAGUCUCCUGAUUCACGAGUUUCACUUCGCCAACCUUCGAGUGAUUUAGCCGAGUUCGAUCUUGAUCAAAAUCCUAGUAGUCCUCCCUUUAAUCCAGAAGAGCACACUGAUAUUGCUGAAGGAUCUGUUUCCUCUGCUGAUGACGAAGCUGUUUCUGUUGUGGAAGUCACCAGCGCCACCGACUUCCUGGCGUCCAUGCGACGCAACAAGAAGAAGAAGGCUCAACGAGCAAAGGCCAAGGAAGUGGCCAAGGCCAAGUCACCUCGUCGGGGUGGAAAGGGUCGUCCAAGAGGCUCUGGCGCCUCAGUCAAUUUGCCUCGAGCACCAGCGAAGAAACGCAAGAAAGCUGUUGCUCCGGUUCUUGUAAGCUCAAAGAUGAAUUCAGAUUGUGAUUGA